Girardinichthys multiradiatus is the source of this 1243-nucleotide messenger RNA. It is a transcript of the gene ralba, whose product is annotated as v-ral simian leukemia viral oncogene homolog Ba (ras related). Bases 258 to 881 code for a protein of 207 amino acids. Gene Ontology annotation, cellular component: plasma membrane. The record is from RefSeq and is a predicted model, not a curated record. The transcript has 5 exons. Lineage: Eukaryota; Metazoa; Chordata; Actinopteri; Cyprinodontiformes; Goodeidae. Gene Ontology annotation, molecular function: GTP binding; GDP binding; GTPase activity. Gene Ontology annotation, biological process: Ras protein signal transduction.
UCACUUCCUGUCAUCUGUUGUUUUUACUUCCGUAAGGUGGGGGUUUUUUGUUACGGGAGCGGUUUGUAUUCAGAGAACCAAUGCAUCGGUCUGCGCUGGGAAAGCAGUCGGUUAGAUAGCAUCAUCAACCAGGGGCAGCAACCUGAACUCUGCAUCGGUCGCCGUUGUGUGCGAGUGUGUGCAUGUGUGUGUGGCUGUGUGUGCAAGUGGGCACAUGUGUUUGAGUAAGUAAGAAGGACUCGAGGAAAAAUCCAGUGAUGGCUGCCAAUAAGGGUAAAAACCAGAGUUCUCUGACGCUGCACAAGGUGAUAAUGGUGGGAAGUGGAGGUGUUGGGAAGUCCGCCCUCACGUUGCAAUUCAUGUAUGAUGAGUUUGUGGAGGACUAUGAACCCACUAAGGCAGACAGCUACAGGAAGAAGGUUGUGCUUGAUGGGGAGGAAGUCCAGAUUGACAUCCUGGACACAGCUGGCCAGGAGGACUAUGCUGCUAUCAGGGAUAAUUAUUUUCGCAGCGGGGAGGGCUUCCUGCUGGUUUUCUCCAUCACAGAGCACGAGUCCUUCAGUGCCACUGAUGAGUUCAGGGAGCAGAUCUUGCGGGUGAAGGCGGAGGAGGACAAGAUCCCUCUCCUGCUGGUUGGGAACAAGUCGGACCUGGAGGAACGUCGGCAGGUGUCCGUGGACGAGGUGCGCGGCAAGGCUGAGGAGUGGGGGGUCCAGUAUGUAGAGACAUCUGCCAAAACUCGAGCCAACGUGGAUAAGGUAUUCUUCGACCUGAUGCGUGAAGUGCGUGGCAAGAAAAUGACUGAAAACAAGGACAAAAACGUAAAAGGAAAGAAGACUAAGAGCAAGAAGAGUUUCAGAGAGAGAUGCUGUCUACUUUGAGCUCUUCGUGGACCUAAAGAAAAGCCACAACACACAAAUGUAUUGCUGGGGAGCAAAGCAGAUGUCUUUCAUUGUCAUUUAAAUAAGAAAUUGAUAAUUAUUUUUGUAAUAGCUUGGGAUAGAUUAGUGUCUACAACAAUCUCAACCACUUUGUUGCCAAUUUUACUUACUAAACCUCUGUUUUUGGGGGGUUUUACUGGAUUGUUACUGUGACUUGGACUGCAGUGCUUGAUAGCUAACACUAAGCUAAUGACCAAACUGCCAGUGACACUAACUAUGCUGCUCAAGGAACUCUCCACUCUUUAACACAGACAUAUUGUACAACCUUUGACCUUAAUUAAACAAUGCAUUGAAUCUCUGAA